AUGAGGACAAAAUUCAGCAAAGUCAUCACCCCCAAANGGAAGCGCCUGUUCAGCCUGAUAAAUGAUCUGCCCACCAUCUUUGAAGUUGUAACAGAAAGGAAGCCUAUAAAGGACAAGCCCAGUGUGGAUAGCGGAAGCAAAUCUAGGAUUAGCACAAAGAGGUCUAUUGAUGGUCAGGCAAAAACUAACCCAAAGUUAUAUGAUGAGGGUUAUGGAGAGGAUGAUGAUGAACACAGUGAAACUAUUUGUGGGAGCUGUGGUGGGAAUUAUGCUGCUGAUGAGUUUUGGAUUGGGUGUGACAUCUGUGAGAGGUGGUUCCAUGGAAAGUGUGUGAAAAUAACUCCAGCAAAGGCUGAAAAUAUCAAGCAGUACAAAUGCCCUUCAUGCAGCACAAAAAAGGGCAAGCAGUAGUGACUAAAUUAAAGCUUUUACAAGGCUUAACCUCUUGUUUUACAACAAAAUGUUAUUCUUCUAGUUUUGGUUCUUUGUACCUUUGAGUGGUUAAAGUUCAGGUUUCUCAUCCUUCCCAUGCAUGUUUCUGUAAAAUGUUAGGUCUUUGUUUCAUAAUUACAAUUAAUUUCAGAAAAUGUUGCUUAGUAGUCAUUUUCAGGGGCUUGCAUUGUCCCUUUUGAGUUAGCCAGAUUAUUAUUCUGUUUUUAGGGGGGAAUCAUGUUCUAUGAUAUUGUUGAAGAUCACAAUUUUACUUAUCCUAGCUUCUCUGGUAUGGUACAUGACUUUCAUAUACCAAUGUUAUUGACUGAUACUUGACCUUUGGUUAGCAUGGUAGA
This is a messenger RNA of Ilex paraguariensis (yerba mate), 788 nucleotides long. Lineage: Eukaryota; Viridiplantae; Streptophyta; Magnoliopsida; Aquifoliales; Aquifoliaceae. The record is from the annotation of a GenBank genome assembly.